CUAUUUGGUAAUUCAAUUCAAAGCCAAGGUUACUUUGAAGAUUCAAAGUCUACCCCUCUUUUUAAAGUGCAACCUUGUCCCCAAAACGUGAUCCUCAAGCUCCAUCUUCAUAUCCACACUUUUGUACAGGAGGAAAAUUGAAGUCCCAAUUCACCAUGGAUGUUGAACAGGAGGAGCUCCAAUUUCUUGGCUUCUUUGGCAUCAUCAAAGAGUCUGUCAAGAUCAUAUACUCAUGGAGGAAAAUCUUCAGCCAAAUCACUCUAGCUCUCAUCCUCCCUCUCACCUUCAUAUUCCUCGCUCAUAUUGAAGUCUCUGAUUUCCUCUUUUUCAAGAUCCUCAGGAAUGAGGACAAGCUGGAUCGAACCCGGGCUGGAACCCCCAAAUAUGAGAAGCUCUCCGAUGUUAUUUCCUCCGAGUGGAUAGUCUUUUGGCUUUUGAAGGUCGCAUAUUUCACCUUCCUCCUCAUCUUCUCCCUCCUCUGCACAUCCGCAGUUGUGUAUGCGGUUGCCUGCGUGUACAGCGCCAAGCAAAUAACCUUCAAGAGGGUCCUGAGCGUAGUCCCAAAGGUGUGGAAGAGACUCAUGGUCACCUUCAUAUGGAACUUCGUCAUUGUUUUCUGCUACAACGUUGUCGCCGGGGUAGUUUUGUUCAUGUGGGCUAUCCUGAUAGGAAACAACGUCUUUGGACUCGUGAUCCUCCUCCUUCUCUUGAUCAUAUACGUCAUGGGGUUUGUGUAUAUAAGCGUAGUCUGGCAUUUGGCGAGCGUUGUAUCGGUGUUGGAAGACAGCUAUGGGAUCCAAGCCAUGGUGAAGAGCAAGGCCUUGAUUAAGGGCAAGACGGGAGUUGCAGUUGCAAUUUUCCUCAUCCUCAACAUCUGUUAUUUCAUUAUUCAGCUGGCUUUUGAGAACUUGGUCGUGUUGGGGUACCCAUUGAGCACCCCGAAUAGAAUUCUGCUUGCAAUCAUCUUCUUCCUCUUUCUGUUCAAGUUGAUUCUCUUUGGCCUCGUCAUCCAAACUGUGAUCUACUUCGUCUGCAAAUCCUACCACCAUGAAAACAUCGACAAAUCUUCUUUAUCAGAUCAUCUCGAGGUUUAUCUAGGCGAAUACGUGCCUCUAAAGUCCAAGGAUGUCCAACUGGAGCAGUUCGACGUUUGAUUCAAUUGAAUUGCUAUGGAGAUCAUCCCUAUGUUUGCCAGAAAUUUUUGGGUGUUUUCUUUGUAUACGCUACUGUUUAUUAAUUUGUCGAGUAUUAUAAUGGAAGAAGAAACUGUUUCAUUUGA
Molecule: messenger RNA, 1279 nt
Organism: Vitis vinifera (wine grape)
Lineage: Eukaryota; Viridiplantae; Streptophyta; Magnoliopsida; Vitales; Vitaceae
Exons: 1
Coding region: 156-1154 (332 amino acids)
Source: RefSeq, a predicted model, not a curated record